UCAUGCAAGCAUAUGAUCUCACGGUCCCUGCCACAGCUUUGCUCCUUCUGGAGGACCUGGAGGAGGAGGAGAAGGUCCUCCUCCACGACCACUCUACCCAGCUUGUCCGCCUUGACUGCCACUACUCAGGCCGAGGAUGAACUGGGCGUGGAUGUGUCGUCUCCCAGCGGCGAUUUGCUACUCCAUUUUCUCAAGAGCGGUGGGGGCGACGAGCAGCUGAGGAGCAGUAGCAGCUACAAGACCCAGCAGUCGCAGCUCACGGUCCCUGCCACAGCUUUGUUCCUUCUGGAGGACCUGGAGGAGGACCACUCUACGUCCCAGCAAUAAGAUUUGGUGGGUGGUCACCUCACUUCCAGCAGCACCAAGACCCACUUUUCCCUUCGGAUCCAUUCUUGGUCCUCUUCCAGUCGAGAGACCGUUCCGUAUCCUUUUCCAAACGCUCCGACUUUCCAGCCUGCUGCUAAUGUGGUUCAUCCGCCGCAUUCCUCUGGGGAGCUUAAAGCUCGUCCUGGCCUUCACUUCGAGUCUCCGGUGUUUGGACCCAGCGCAGCAGAGACCUCGGACUCCAAACGCGCCCCAGAGCAGCCGAGGAGAUCGGUUACACCUGCGAAGGAUGACAAGCAACAAUUCCACGGCAAUGGUUCCGAGCUCCUUCAGUUGUUACAGGGUGGUCCUGGUCGUGUGAAGCCCACAGCCUCCACAAAGGUGGAUGCUACACAGGACAGUGGAGAUUCUGGAGAGCCAUCAAAGAAAGGAAGUCCAUCUGCUGUUCACGGCCCCAUAGGACCGCCGAGGCGUCAUGUCGUUUCUCCUCCGCAGAGUCCAAAUGACCUCCUUGGACGUUUGUGGGCUGCUCUUCCGUCGUCAGGCCACACUUUGUUUGACGGAGAAAGCAAACGCAAGACGUCAGCCCGGAGCUUUGGCGUUGAAGUGAACGAGGUGUCCCGGGAAGUCGAUGGCGGUGGAGCUGCUGGUUUCGCACUUUUGAAGCGAAGGGGAUCGGAGCCUGCCGCCUCGCACUGCCUUUAAACGGCUACGCCUAUAACGACUCUAAGACAAAUGAUAAGCCAAGGACAAACUCAGCAUCCGGAAGACUACAGGACUAUCGUGGGAGAUACGUAAAUGGAGAGGCCGAAGUUGAGCCCGGAGGCGAUGACUUUAGAGGUGCGGGAAGGCGUCGAGGUACCGGUCGUGCGGUGGUCGGGGUGCUGUUGGCCAGUGGAUUGCGGUAAAUGAGAGGCGAUAUCUUCAAACGGGACUUAGUCGAAUGCUAGGAGAAAACAUCAACAGGAAUGGAUGAUAAAACAGGCUGACUCAAAGGCAGCAUUUCCAGUGGAGAAAAAACCGGACUACAAGGUUCCAAAGGCACGGUCUUUGGCAUCUCAACUUGAACGUCCAGGCUUGCCAUCGGGAAGUACGCAAAACUCUUCCGUUGGUGCGGCUUUUGAGGAGUCCAAACAGAGGCUCCAUAAUCUAGAUGCUUUGGAAGAAGAAGGCGUGACGACCUCUCUAGAACUCGAGGAGCUACAAAUUGACGGUCACCGUCGUGAGGGUAAAGCUCCACAGUUUUACAAGGAGAACCGUUUCAGGGAGUCCAGACGCGUCAUUCCCCUACGACGAGCUUAUACCAACCGAAGAAGGGGAGGUCCGGAGAAGGAAGUUCUUCUCGAAGCUUGAGUCCCUUUUCGAGAAGAGCUCCCGGGAACACGGCUCUUGUUUCUUCUUGUGAUGUUUCAAGCUCACAUUUAACUUCUGGCAGCAGCUAUCUUCCAGACACGAUCGACAUUACAAAUAACAAUUGAUCUACUACUACUGUCCCUCUAUCCAUAAGUGUUUUCGUUUUCAUUUUAUAUGUUUUUUUUUAAUUUCUUUUUAUUUUUACUCUCUC
Messenger RNA from Selaginella moellendorffii, 1888 nucleotides. RefSeq lists its product as uncharacterized. The transcript has 2 exons. Lineage: Eukaryota; Viridiplantae; Streptophyta; Lycopodiopsida; Selaginellales; Selaginellaceae. The record is from RefSeq and is a predicted model, not a curated record. Bases 1297 to 1677 code for a protein of 126 amino acids.